Salvia splendens (bonfire salvia) is the source of this 480-nucleotide messenger RNA. RefSeq names its product thioredoxin H3. The coding region runs from base 1 to 480 and encodes 159 amino acids. The transcript is spliced from 2 exons. The record is from RefSeq and is a predicted model, not a curated record. NCBI's taxonomy places the organism in Eukaryota, Viridiplantae, Streptophyta, Magnoliopsida, Lamiales, Lamiaceae.
AUGACGGUGAGGACCAUGACGAGAAGAAGACAUUUGAUUCAAGGAAGCGCGAUGUACCAAUGGAGGAUAUCUCAAAUGAAGACAUUGCUGAAUCCGAAGAUAAAUCAAGAAGCUGCUCAGUUAUUGAAAGCAAAAGCUAUGGAAGCAAUCGCUGAAGGAGAAAUCAUCCUGAUUCAUUCUGGUAGCGAGUUGGAAGAGAAACUCGAUGCUGCUUCAAGGGCAUCUCGGCUUUCAGUUCUCUACUUCACCGCAACAUGGUGUGGGCCCUGCCGUUACGUUGGCCCCGUUUUCACUAGCUUGGCUGGUAAGUACCCGAAAGUAGUUUUCUUGAAAGUGGACAUCGACGAGGCUAGAGAGGUCGCUGCUGAAUGGAACAUCAGAAGCAUCCCGACCUUCGUCUUCGUCAAAAAUGGCGAGGAGGUGGAUGAGCUCAUCUUCACAAAGCAAGGGAGCAGAGAAAGGCUGAGCUCGAAAGGCUGA